Molecule: messenger RNA, 935 nt
Organism: Macadamia integrifolia
Lineage: Eukaryota; Viridiplantae; Streptophyta; Magnoliopsida; Proteales; Proteaceae
Product: heavy metal-associated isoprenylated plant protein 30
Exons: 2
Coding region: 204-632 (142 amino acids)
Molecular function (GO): metal ion binding
Source: RefSeq, a predicted model, not a curated record
ACCACCAUUUAUGCAUGCAGCAACCACCAUCAUACCUCUUGGGUACGUAGUAAGUAGAAUAAGGCAUGCAUGUAUGCAAUAAGCUGGUGACGAACCUUAUUAAUUUCCUUGUUCAAUCUCAAUCCCAUUCCUAUAUAUCCUUGAAAUAUUAUUUAAGUUUGGAAGAGUAUUAAGAGCUCAAUUAAGUAAUUAAUUGAUCAUCAAUGGCGAAUAACGACCUGCAAAUUGUGCCGGGUUGCAAGAAUGUGGAGCCACAGCACGUAGAAAUGAUGGUGCCUCUAUACUCUUACGGUUGCGGCAGAAAAAUAAAGAAGGCCUUGUCCCAUUUCAGAGGGAUAUAUUCGGUAACAGUGGAUUACAAACUACAAAAGGUGACAGUGUGGGGUAUCUGCAACAAAUACGAUGUGCUAGCCACCAUCAGGAGAAAAAGAAAGGAAGCUCGUUUCUGGGACAUCGACCAUAACGAUGAUGAACACACCACAUCUUCUUCUCCCCCACCUCCUGCCCACCGCCACAACCACGCUGCGAUCAUGAGCGUCAUCCCUAACAAGCUCUGCUCUCUGAGUCUCCACUGGAGAACAUGGAAGAAGAACAAGGCUGACUUACUAAGAUCCUACCAUCGUAAGCACUAGUAGUGGCUGCCUGGGCCUGGAUUAAUAUAUAUAUACAUAUGAAUAUCAUCAGGACGACGAUCAACCACCGAUGGAGUCAUGAGUAGAUUGACCAACCCUCCAAGUGCACCCUCCUCGAUUCCCUUCUUCCUUCUCAAUCCUUCUGUCACUUUCAUUAUUAUUAGCUUAGACUAGAUUAGAUUCUAAGUAUUUUAGAUUUCCAGAUUCCAUCUGCAUGCAGAGUACUGAGAAUCCGAAAACACUAGAAUUAUCUACAAAUUAAUUACUACUAAUAUGUAGAAAAAUAAACAUUUUUACUCUAAA